ACGGACAUUUGUCACCAGUAGCUUCACCAUCCUCCCACAAACACCAAGCUGGUUCUGUCUGUGCUUCACAACAAUGGGGCAGUAAUGUCAGCGACGGAAGACACCGGAGCAUCUUUUCAAAGGCACUGAAGCGGUGUAUGGAUUUAAUGAUGAUGAAAAAGAAGAAAUUCAAGUUCAAGGUGGAUUUUGACCUGGAUGAGCUGUCGUCGGUCCCCUUUGUCAACGGUGUCCUCUUCUGUAAAGUCAGGCUGUUGGACGGCGGCUUCUCCGAGGAGUCUUCUCGGGAACCUGUGCAGGCAAACUGUGUCAGAUGGAAGAAACGGUUCUCUUUCCCGUGCAAGAUGAGCGCCAAUGCAGGCACAGGUGUUCUGGACCCCUGUGUGUGUCGUGUGUCUGUCAGAAAGGAGCUGAAGGGUGGAAAGGCAUACGCAAAGCUUGGUUUUGCAGAUCUCAAUUUAGCAGAGUUUGCCGGCUCAGGGAAUACAACCCGCAGAUGUCUGCUGGAAGGCUACGAUACCAAAAAUACUCGUCAAGAUAACUCCAUUCUCAAGGUUAUCAUCAGUACACAGCUCAUGUCGGGGGAUCCCUGUUUUAAAACGCCUCCCUGCACAGCCACAAUGAUCGCGAUCCAAGGUGAUACAGAGAGCCUCCUGGAAGAGAGGAAGGGAGGGGAUUCACAGAAAGGCUGUUCUGCAGAGAAUCGGGAAGGGAAGUGCCCUGUUGUGUCAGAUGACCCUGGUGGCUGCUGCCACUCCCGAACUUCCAGCUACGCCAGCCAACAGUCAAAACUCUCAGGCUAUAGCACCGGUCACUCCCGCUCCUCCAGCAUGUCAGAGUUCAGCCACCGGAGAAACCAUUCAGUAGGCAGCGCUUCAACGGGUAUUGGUAGCAUCCCAGAGCCCAGUGAAGACCGAGAAUCCAGAACCUGUCCAGCUUUGCCUGAGCACCCAACCUCCUCAGCAGCUUCCGGCAAUGCUCCGGGCACACCAGUGCGGAGUGCAUCCUCCUGUGAACGGCUCAACAGACACCCAGUGAAACAGGACUCCAUGGAGUCUCAGCUGAAGAGAAUGGACGACACUCGGGUGGAUGCUGACGAUGUUGUGGAAAAGAUUCUCCAGAGUCAGGACUUUACACCCAGCCUACUGGACUCAAGUGCUGAGGAGGAAGGCCUGCGUCUGUUUGUUGGACCCGGGGGAAGUACAGCGCUUGGAAGUCACCACCUUCCCACCAGGGUUGGUGGUGGAGCGUACGAGCAGGUGGUGAUUAAGCGUUAGACGUGCAGCAUCUCUGAUUACGCCUGAAACAACUGGAAAUGAGACAGUUUCCAUUUCAACCUUCAUUCCUACUCGAUCAGCAUGUGUCUAAGCUGAUCACUCAGUGAUCCGUCGACAUUACACCAGUGCCCUUCCUGUGUUCAUAUCGGUUAAGAUAUCAUUAGGAGAAAGAAGUGGACAGGUUUUAUCUCAAAGAAUCAAUGAAAAGGGAAACACAGUGACCAGAUUGUUCUAAAACACUUGUGCAUGUAAAUUCUGGCUCCCUGCUAUCCAAACUCCAAACAUCCAAAGUCAAACCAACUGAAACUUUUAUGAAGUGAAAAAUCUAACUUUCCUCUCCAGACGGCACAAGGAUGGGAAGAUCAGAACGGACUGAAAACACAUCACAUCCUAUCAGGACAUUCCUUUGGUGUUUGUUUUGGACUUCCUUUAUCAAAUAGGAUUUAAUCUCUGCUGAUAAGCUGCUCAAAAAGUAGUCGUUGGCACUCCGGUGAGAAUAUUUUACUAUGAAGAAUUGAGCUAUUUGAUGUAUGAAUGCGAAUGUGUGUGAGUAUGUGGUUAUUCCUUUGUUGUGCUGGUACACCGGCCACUUUUAUUAGCAGUAACAGUAACGCUGUGAUCUCAGAUCAGUGAAGGGACACAAUCUCUUGUGAGGAAUGCCACAUUGGUACCCACACAGAGAAAAUGGGAGAAAAGAGGACAAUUUCCCCUAAUGUAAUCACAGAGGCCCCUGUUGUCUAAAUGCAGAGCUGUCAAAAAUAUUUAGUCAAUGGUGAUUUGGCUAUUUAAUAUUUGUUUUCCUAUAUAAACACUGUAGAGAAUUAAGACUGUGCUUUUUAACAACUUUAACCAUGUUACAAUUAGGAGCUGGAAACUAAACCAAAAAUCACAGCAUCAUCAAUACUACAGCUAAAUAGAAGCUGAAGCAAAAGAGCAUCAAGAAAACCCCUGAAGUGAAGCUAAAACUAAAUUAAAAUCUGAUCAUUUCUAAUUGGCAUCCUCAUUCUCUAGUUUCUUCCUCUGUAUAACAAAAUAAAACUAAAUAGUUUUUAGGGUGGAGAACUAAUGGAAACUGGCUACAAGCAACAAUUGCAAACUUAAUUUCACGCAGUUGUUUUUUUUUAAGUGUCUCCACACAAAAAUAAAGUGAGUCAUAUCUUCAGUAUCGUCAAGAAAAUAUCAAACUUAUCUAUGUUUUUCUGGAUCCAGGUGUAUUAAUCAAAACAGUGUGGCAGAAAUAUGUAGUCCCAGACUGCCCUCUUAUCUUGUUACUGCUCUUUGCAUUUACAUGGCAGUGAAUGCGAAAAAUAACAGUGGCCUCUGAUGAAUACUGACAUGGAAGGGUAUAUAUAUAUAUAUUAAAAUAUUCACUGUUGCAGAUGUAUAUCUAUUUGUAGCUUUAUCACUAUGAACUGUCUUGUGGAUCAGGAUGCUUGCACAAGAAAGAUCCUGUGACGCAUUAACUGUUUGACUCGUGCAGCUGUUGUACACUGUUUUUUUUUUUUUUCUUUCAUUUUAAAAUAUAGGACAGAAAACUAGUUAAGUAAUUCACUGCCAUGAAGGAAAUCCUCAAUAGCACCUGUACUUCAAAGAAAAGACCCAGAGUAUUACAGUAAUUUUGUGUAACGUGUAUCUGCUAGCUUCAUAUCAGAAGACAGUCUUGAGCACUCAGAUGCACCAGAGUUUUAAAAUCGUUAGUGCCAUGCAUGUAGACUUUCCAUCUCUAGCCUCUUAGGAGAGUGAGUGCAGUUUAGUCGAACACGUUAGCCAAAGUACACAACAACCGUUAUUACCUGGGAGCCUGUAGGUCUAUGCACAUUGAGUAUUAGACACAUUAUAAUCAGUGACAACAGACUGUACAGCAUCUAAUCUUCUGUCUCCUGUCGUAAGCCAUAGUAGAAGUAGGAUCAAUGCCUCUUCUAGAUUAACUCUUAUACAUCUUGUAUCAAUAUCUGCACAAAGUGUCAUCAGUAUAUGGUGUUUUAACUAUACGUCAGUGUUCUGUCUUUACGUUCCCGUGCUCUGCAUGACUAUGGUGUCGUUUUUAGCUGUGACAAGCUUUGCAGAGGCUGACACAUUGUAAUGUUUUCUCCUCAUUUGAGCUGUACCAUCUUCUAAUCCAUUUCCACGCUGAAGGAGGAAUGUUGCUUGCCAUUUACUACAUAGGACUUAAUUUCGUUUGUUCGAAGAGGAGAUGUCUGCAUAAGCACCAGUGUAUAUGAUAUAAAUGUAAAUCAGUGUUAUUUCGGUUUGAUGUUGAUCACAUGUAAUGAACACGGCUGUUUUUGAAUCUUUCAUUGCUGAUAUCGUGCCAUAUUUUUGUUAAGAUUUUUGUUUCUAAAAGUCUUUCACUACAUAUGACUGUUAUGUGUAUGAUUUAUGGUGACCGGUUCUUUUGUUUUGUAAAAUAGAAAUCCCUUGUUUUACCUGUGUAAAACAGGUAUGUUCAUCUCGGUACCUAACAUGUUGUUACAAACAUGGUUGCUUCUUCUCUUCUGUGAAGCUGUUGUCUACAAAACUAAGAUGUAUUCUUCUGUAUAGUGAUGUUCUGACACUGUCCAGUGUGUUCCCUGUUAAAGACUUGUUCUUUUGACCAACAUUUGCUUCUUUAACAAGUGUACUGGAUGCUUAAAAUGUCUACAGUAGAAUAAAACGAUUUAAAUGUU
Molecule: messenger RNA, 3940 nt
Organism: Oreochromis niloticus (Nile tilapia)
Lineage: Eukaryota; Metazoa; Chordata; Actinopteri; Cichliformes; Cichlidae
Gene: eeig2b
Product: family with sequence similarity 102 member Bb
Exons: 11
Coding region: 138-1274 (378 amino acids)
Source: RefSeq, a predicted model, not a curated record